Molecule: messenger RNA, 1392 nt
Organism: Capsicum annuum
Lineage: Eukaryota; Viridiplantae; Streptophyta; Magnoliopsida; Solanales; Solanaceae
Product: potassium transporter 5-like
Exons: 7
Coding region: 1-1392 (463 amino acids)
Biological process (GO): potassium ion transmembrane transport
Cellular component (GO): membrane
Molecular function (GO): potassium ion transmembrane transporter activity
Source: RefSeq, a predicted model, not a curated record
AUGACGAGUAGUGACCAUAUAUUGCUAGAAAGUAUCAACAUAGAAACAAGCCAAGAUGAGGUUCCUUUGCAGCAACUUACUGAAAAGAAACUUUCUUGCCAGAACAUAAAACGUUUUGACUCUUUAGAUUUGGAAUCCAGCAGAGUACCACACGCCAAAAAGGCAGCGGAAUGGUCAAUGAUAUUGCAACUAGCAUUUCAAAGCAUAGGGGUGGUGUAUGGAGAUAUUGGAACGUCACCACUGUACGUGUACUCAAGCACAUUUCUUAAUGGGAUUAAACAUGAAGAUGAUAUACUUGGUGUACUCUCUCUCAUCUUCUAUACUAUCACCUUCAUUCCUCUCAUCAAAUAUGUCUUCAUUGUUCUUCGAGCUAAUGACAAUGGAGAUGGAGGAACCUUUGCAAUAUAUUCAUUGAUAUGUCGAUAUGCUAAGGUGGGGUUAAUUCCAAGUCAAGAGGCAGAAGAUAGAGAUGUCUCCACUUUCAAACUUGAGUUACCAGAUAAUGCAACACUUAGGGCAUCAAAGCUCAAGUCAAAGCUAGAAAAUAGUAAAUUCGCAAAGUUUUUAAUGUUAAUUGCCACAAUGCUUGGUACUUCUAUGGUUAUUGGAGAUGGUGUCCUCACUCCCUGCAUCUCAGUUUUGUCUGCCGUUGGAGGAAUCAAAGAAGCAGCUCCCAAAGCCAUGACAGAAGAAAGGAUUGUUUGGAUUUCAGUUGCCAUUUUGAUCUUGCUGUUUACAUUUCAAAGAUUUGGAACUGACAAAGUGGGCUACACAUUUGCACCCAUUAUUUGUGUUUGGUUCUCACUCAAUGCUGCUAUUGGACUUUACAACUUUGUAAAAUAUGAUCCAAGCGUUGUCAAAGCUAUUAAUCCUAAAUACAUCAUAGACUACUUCAAGAGAAACAAAAAGGAUGCUUGGAUUUCUCUUGGUGGAGUUGUUCUUUCAAUAACUGGAACAGAGGCACUAUUUGCAGAUGUUGGCCAUUUUACUGUUCGGUCUAUACAAAUAAGCAUGUGCUUUGUGACAUAUCCAGCGCUCAUAUUAACAUACACUGGUCAAUCCUCCUUUUUAAGAAAGAAUCCCAAUGACGUUUCUGAAACUUUUUUCAAGUCUAUACCCCAUGGGGUAUAUUGGCCAAUGUAUGUGGUGGCGGUGUUUGCAGCCAUAAUUGCAAGUCAAGCAAUGAUUUCUGGGACAUUCGCUAUAAUCCAACAAUCGCUGGCAUUAGGAUGCUUUCCUCGUGUUAAAAUUGUACAUACAUCAACCAAACAUCACGGACAAGUAUAUAUCCCUGAAAUCAAUUUCCUUCUUAUGUUGGCUUGUGUUGCUGUUACUUUUGGAUUCAGAACUACUGCAAAAAUUGGCAACGCUUAUGGUAAGCUCCUUCCCUAG